UCAUAUGAUUUUUGAGUUCUGAAUUGAUAUGUUAUUACUUUGAUAUGUUCAGAUUUAAACUAUAAGAUUAGACAUGUCGACUGAAGUACGGGAUGAAGUUGAUAUUGAUGAAAUUGAACUUCUUACAAAUGUUGAUUUCCCUCAAGCCAUUAACAUUGAUGAUUGGAUUCCUUGUCAAGGUCAAAUUUUUGAUAGUGAUGAUGAUGCUUAUAAUUUUUACUCUUCGUUUGCACAAAGAAGUGGUUUCUCAAUUAGACGUCAUCACGUUUAUAGAAACACUACUGAUGAGGGAAAUCCACAAACAGUUUACAAAAGAGAGUUCGUUUGCCAUCGAUCCGGGGUUUCUAAAUCAGUCAAAGUUAAUGAACUGGAAAGUCAAAGGAAACGGAAAGCUUCAAGGUGUAGUUGUAGUGCUAGAUUGGUGGUUGCUAAAGAGACAAUUGGAUCGGAAGAAAAAUGGGUGGUAAUAUAUUUCAACAAUGUCCACAACCAUGAUUUGUUAGAUGAGAAAGAGGUUCAAUUUCUCCCUGCUUAUCGUAACAUCCUGGUUGUUGACCAAAACCGUAUACUAAUGAUGUAUAAAGCUGGUUGUUCCAUUAAUGUCACAAUGAGAUUGCUUGAAUUAGAGAAAGGAAUAGAUGUAGGUAGUCUACCAUUUAUGGAUAAAGAUAUUAGGAAUUUCCUUCAAAACCAAAGUGGUAUUGACAAACAAAAUGAUGCUUUAGAUGUCUUGAAAUUGUGUAAAGGGUUGAAAGAGUUAGAUGAUGCCUUCCAAUAUGAUUACACAAUAGAUGAGAAUAAGAAGUUGGAACACAUUAUUUGGGCAUUUGGUGAUUCAAUCCGUGCAUAUGAAUCUUUUGGGGAUGUGGUUGUCUUUGAUACUACUUAUCGAAUAAAUCGUUAUGAUAUGCCACUUGGAAUAUGGCUUGGAGUUGACAAUCAUGGGAAUUCAGUUUUUUUUGGUUGUAAUUUCCUAGCUUUUGUCAAAGGAAAGAAUCCACAAACAAUUCUUACAAAUCAAGAUCCCUCGCUUAAAGAAGCCAUUGCAAAUGAAUUUCCGAACACAAAACAUGCCUUUUGCAUAUGGCACAUUUUGGCAAAGUUGCCAAGUUGGUUUUCGUUUGUAUUAGGUGCAAGAUAUAAUGACUUUAAAUCUGAGUUUUUCAAGGUGUACCAUUUAGAUUGUGAAGAUGAUUUUGAACAAUAUUGGAAAUCCAUGGUUGCACAAUUUGGUCUAACUUAUUUGAAGGACUUUUUUUUUGCUGGGAUGACAACAACUGGACGUUCGGAAUCGAUAAAUUCAUAUAUAAAACACUUCUUGGAUGUUGGUGUUGCUGUCCAAAUUAGGAAUCAAGCUGGAGAGGAAGCAAGAAUGCGUCAAAAGUAUCAUAAUCAUCUACUUAAAACAAGUUUUCCAAUGGAGGAACAUGUUGCAUCUAUACUCACACCUUAUGCUUUUGGGUUGAUUCAAAUUGAGAUUGAGUUAUCUACAAAAUACGCUGCAACUGAAACAAACAGUGGCUCUUUUAUUGUGAAGCAUCACACCAAAGAUGAUGGAGGUCGUCUUGUAACUUGGAUAGAAGGUCAAGAAUCAAUUCGUUGCUCUUGUAAGGAAUUUGAGUUUUCUGGAAUAUUGUGCAGGCAUGCUAUUCGAGUGCUUCUAAUGAAAAAUUAUUUUCACAUACCUUCAAAGUAUCUUCCUUUUCGAUGGAGACGUGAAAGUUCAUUGAUCCCAAAAUCUAGUCACAUAGUAAACAACAAUGAUGUCUCCUCUGCUGAGUUUCAUUCUCUGAUUCAAUGUCUUGAAUAUGAAUCUUUAAAAACAAAAGUACGGAAACAAAUUGCUACUAAAGGGUUGGAGGAUCUUAUCCGAGAGAUAAAAGGAAUGUCCGAAAGUCAUGAAGAUCAAAUUGGUUUGGAAGUUGUUCCAAAUAAUGAUGAAUGUGAUGUUGGAAUUCCAGUUAGAACUAGAAGCAAAGGUCGACCAAAAGGUUCAAAGGCAAAAGUAGUAGUUGAAGUUGUUUCAAAUAAUGAUGAAUGUGAUGUUGGAAAUCCAGUUAGAACCAAAAGCAAAGGUCGACCAAAACGAUCAAGGCCAAAAGGAGGAGUUGAAGCUGCAACCAAGAUUCGCCAUUGUCUUAUUCCGAAUUGUGGUGCAACCGGCCAUGACACACGGAAUUGUCCAAACAAAAGGAAACAUAAUGACAUAUUGCCUAAUGAAUCACCUAAUGAGUUCAAAAUGGGUUGGAGAAAUUCAUCUAAUUAAUAGUCAAAAAAGGCUUUGAGGAUGUAAUGGAUAAAAGUGAUGAUAGUAAUUCAACAGAGAUGUGUUUCAUGUUUUCUGGUGUGGUUUUAGUAGUGGGAGUAGUAGCUAUAAUACAAUGAUAUAGUGUUGACUAUAUCAUUGGAUAAAAGUACUAAGUUGCUUUCCAUUAACUAGUCUUAUAGUUCUCU
Molecule: messenger RNA, 2454 nt
Organism: Trifolium pratense (red clover)
Lineage: Eukaryota; Viridiplantae; Streptophyta; Magnoliopsida; Fabales; Fabaceae
Product: protein FAR1-RELATED SEQUENCE 11-like
Exons: 5
Coding region: 74-2266 (730 amino acids)
Biological process (GO): regulation of DNA-templated transcription
Molecular function (GO): zinc ion binding
Source: RefSeq, a predicted model, not a curated record